Messenger RNA from Camelina sativa (false flax), 602 nucleotides. The record is from RefSeq and is a predicted model, not a curated record. NCBI's taxonomy places the organism in Eukaryota, Viridiplantae, Streptophyta, Magnoliopsida, Brassicales, Brassicaceae.
GCAUCGGUAGAUGUUGUAGCGAGACCUGCCACGUCAAUAAAGACACUCGAGAAUCACGGACCGCCUCUGUCGCCGUGGCACUCACCGGUGCCGUACCUUUUCGGUGGUCUUGCGGCUAUGUUAGGACUCAUAGCUUUCGCUUUACUUAUCCUCGCUUGUUCAUACUGGCGCUUGUCCACCUCCGGUGAUGACUCCGGCGAAGGAAACGGUGGAAGAGUCGACGAGGGGAAAGAGAGUCAGUCUGGAGUGAAGGCGGAGAGCGUGGCGUACGAGGAGAAGAUUCUUGUCAUAAUGGCCGGAGAUGACUUGCCGAGGUUUUUAGCCACGCCGGCGGCGAACAAAUGCAUGUGUGGUCACGAGGGUAAUAUGGUAAUUUCAAAAGCGGAGGAUGGUGGUACUGCCGAGGAGAAAAUGGGUGACAAAACGAAAGGAGAUGAAGAAACAACGAGUCACUGAGUUUUUUUUUGUUUUUUGGAUUUUACAUUUUUGCUAUUAGGUGUUUCUUUUGUUGUUGGGGGAUUUCUUGGAAAAUUUUCCAAGGAAUGUAAAUUUUACUGAGAAAAUUUUGAGUUAUGAUGAUUAAUGAAUGUUUUUGUUCGUAA